Molecule: messenger RNA, 777 nt
Organism: Rhipicephalus sanguineus (brown dog tick)
Lineage: Eukaryota; Metazoa; Arthropoda; Arachnida; Ixodida; Ixodidae
Product: glutamate receptor ionotropic, kainate 4-like
Exons: 6
Coding region: 1-777 (258 amino acids)
Cellular component (GO): membrane
Molecular function (GO): glutamate-gated receptor activity
Source: RefSeq, a predicted model, not a curated record
AUGACUCUGCGGAUCUCGUCAUCGCCGUGGCCACCGUACUCGAUUUAUGUCAAGGAUGAAGAAGGACAGGACCGACUGUGGGGGAUCUCGGGUGCACUGCUGGGAAACCUGACCGAGUCCAUGGGCCUCAGAAUUGUUUCCAAGAUACCUAUAGACAAUCAGUGGGGAUACCGGAUGCAGAAUGGAUCAUGGGCCGGGAUGCUUGGAGACCUAUCUAGAAAUGAAAGCGAGAUUGCCGCGGGUCCCUUCGUGCUGACGGCGAGUACGGCCGCCACUUUUCCCAAUAGUUUCUGUUACUUGGUGGAGACCUUCAACUUCCUGUGCGGCAUAGAGCACCCUUUUACAACACAAAUAUUCACCAAGAUUUCAGCAUUUGAUAUUCAAAUGUGGAUCCUGAUGUUCCUGUACAUGCUUCUCCUUGCGUACCUCAGUCUCCACCUGCUGUCAGUAAACGAGACAGACCGGCAUGACCUCGGGCAUCUUGAACGAUUCAAUGCAUGGAAUGACAUGUUCUUCCUCUACUUUUCUGGUCUCAUGCAAAGAGCCGCUACGCACGCAGAUUCCGGCAAGAAGAGCGUGCCGUUUCGCUGCCUGUUUUGGCUGUGGCUGGUGUGCUGCUUCUUCGUGAUGAACUUCUUCACGGCCAACAUGAGUGCAAGCCUGAUGGUCAAGACCGAGGCGCCGCGCAUACGCACCGUUGAAGACGUGCUCCGGACGCCGAACAAACGUGUCUUGCUCUUUGGAGACAGUGGGUUCACUGACCUGCUUAUGGUAUGA